AUGAAGGCCAGUCUCAUGAUGCUGUUGGCGCCUCUGGCGGCCAUGGCAGCACCCACUUCCGACAACUUGGAGCCUCGUCAAGCCAGCCAGAGCAUCGACGCUCUGAUGAAGGCCAAGGGCAAGCUCUACUUCGGUGCCUGUACCGACCAGGGCCGUCUCACCUCGGGCAAAAACGCGGUCAUUUUGCAGAAUAACUUCGGCCAGGUCACGCCUGAGAACAGCAUGAAGUGGGAUAGCAUUCAACCCCAAAGGGGCCAAUAUAACUUUGGUCAGGCCGACUACCUCGUCAACUGGGCCACCGCCAACAACAAGACUAUCCGUGGCCAUACCUUCCUCUGGCACUCGCAGCUUGCCGGGUGGGUCAACAACAUCCGCGACAAAAACCAGUUGACCACGGUUCUCCAGGAACACAUCACCACUGUCAUGACCCGCUACAAGGGCAAGAUCUAUGGCUAUGACGUCGCCAACGAAAUCUUCAAUGAAGACGGCUCCCUCCGCAGCAGCAUCUUCUACCAAGUCCUCGGCGAAGACAUGGUCUCGAUUGCCUUCAAGGCGGCCCGGGCAGCUGACCCGAACGCCAAGUUGUACAUCAACGACUACAACCUCGACAGCCCCAACUACGCCAAGGUAACCACAGGCAUGAUCCAGCACGUCAACAAGUGGGUCGCGGCCGGCGUGCCCAUCGACGGUAUUGGUACUCAGGGCCACAUUAAUGCUGGAGGCGGCAGCAACCUCGCCGCCGCCAUCAAGGCGCUUGCCUCUGCCAAUGUAAAGGAGGUUGCGGUCACGGAGCUUGAUAUCCAGGGUAACAACGCUGGUGAUUAUGCUACUAUCACCAAGGGAUGCUUGAGCGAGCCCAAGUGUGUCGGUAUUACUGUUUGGGGUGUUCGUGAUUCGGACUCGUGGAGACCCAAUGGCAACCCGCUCCUUUUCGAUGCCAACUGGAACCCCAAGGCUGCCUACAACUCUAUUGUCCAGGCUCUUCAGUGA
Messenger RNA from Neurospora crassa OR74A, 990 nucleotides. RefSeq names its product endo-1,4-beta-xylanase (gene gh10-1). Lineage: Eukaryota; Fungi; Ascomycota; Sordariomycetes; Sordariales; Sordariaceae. The coding region runs from base 1 to 990 and encodes 329 amino acids. The transcript is spliced from 3 exons. The record is from RefSeq and is a predicted model, not a curated record. Gene Ontology annotation, biological process: carbohydrate metabolic process. Gene Ontology annotation, molecular function: hydrolase activity, hydrolyzing O-glycosyl compounds.